UCGGCCAGCUCGGAAUGAAUUCGGCGCAAAAUCAUUUCGAUUCAGCUUUCGGUUCCAUGGUAUCGCGCGAGAACAGAGGGCGCAUCCGCUUGUCAAGAGAAAAGCAGAAUCUUGCUUCACAGGGUCGCGUAUCACCUUCAACGAUGGCGGACCGAGGUUCGGUCUCCCAUGUGCUAAUCUUCCCCUUCCCUGGUCAGGGCCACAUAAACUGCAUGCUCAAUCUCGCCGAGCUACUCUCCCUCGACGGCGACCUCUGCGUGACCUUCCUCAACUCUGAGCAAAACGACCUGCGACUCCGUCGGUGCACCGACCUCCACACCCGCCUUAGCUCCCGUAAGAACUUACGAUUCCGUGCAAUCACCGACGGGCUCCCGGAUGAUCACCCGAGGUCGGCGGACGAGAUCCUGGAGAUACAUGCUUCGCUGAGGAAGACGACCAAGAACGUCUUCAGGCAGAUGCUAAAAGCUUCCCAGGAGGAGGGAGGGGAUAAUAUCGGGGAGAGGUGGCCACCUGUUUCAUUUCUGAUUGUUGAUGGGAUCAUCUCCUUUGCUGCGGAUGUCGCAGAGGAACUUGGAAUUCCAUGCAUCUCCUUCAGAACGAUUAGUGCAGCGAGUUUCUGGGCCUACUUCUGUAUACCUUGGCUUGCGGAAGGUGGAGAGAUUCCCUUCGGAGAAACAACAGACAUGGACCGCGUCACGAGAUGCAUUCCAGGAAUGGAGGGGGUGGUUCGUCUAAGAGAUCUACCCAGCUUCUGCCGGGUAAAUGACCUGAACGACGAGUGGCUUCGCCUCGUCCUGACCGAAACCCACCAGUCGGUGAAGGCAACAGGAAUCAUCCUCAACACGUUCUACGAUCUUGAGGCAGCUGUGCUCGAUCGGAUGUCCGCUCGUUUCCCCAAAAUCUACACCAUUGGCCCGCUCAACGCGUUCUUGAAGUGGCGGAGCCUGGACCGGCCGGCAACCUUGGGCUCGGCUAGCCUGUGGAAGGAAGACAAAGGGUGCAUGGAGUGGCUGGGGAAGAGGGAAAAGAGGUCGGUGGUGUACAUCAGCUUUGGCAGCUACACUCGGAUCACUGCGGAGGAAAUGGGGGAGUUCCUCCAUGGCCUGGUUGGUGCCGGGUUCCCUUUCCUAUGGGCGAUAAGGCCUGACCUGGUGAAGGGUGAAGUAGGUUCGGUUCCUGCCGCGCUCUUGGAGGCAGCUCAAGAGAAGGGGUGCCUGGUUGAGUGGGUUCCGCAGGAGGAGGUGCUCGCCCACCCAUCGGUGGGAGGCUUCUUGACGCACAGCGGGUGGAAUUCAACCCUUGAGAGCAUCUUCUACGGGGUGCCGAUGCUCUGCUGGCCCUUCUUUGCGGACCAGCAGAUCAACAGUAGGUUGGUGAGCCAUGUUUGGAAGGUGGGGUUGGACAUGAAGGACACCUGCUCGAGGGAGGUCAUUGAGAGGUUGGUGAAAGAGUUGAUGGGUGAGAAGGGUGAGCAAUUGAGGGGGAACGCGAUGCGGAUGAAGGAGCGUGCAUGGAGAAGCAUUGAAGAAGGGGGAUCCUCUUACACCAACUUUCAAAAAUUAGUGCAGGAUAUUAAGACACAAAAACUCAAAGGCGGCAUCAACAAAAACUGCCAGUGAACUAAUUGUUCUUGGCAAAAGGCUGAAUUGGGAGGAAGGGCCACCCUGAAUAUGCCAGCUGCUACUUUAAAGUUAAACUCAAUCGGCAGCUACGUACACUUGGCAUCUCUCUCUCUCGUUCUCUCGAGUCUCUUCUAGAAUGAGAUUCUAGCAGAGCAAGAGCAUGGUAUGUCGAUUGUAGGUUGACCCACCAAGACAGUGAAAGGCUUCCUAUCAUAAACCAGAAGUAUUGGGAGAAAAUUCCAAAGCAUAUAAUUUGUUAAAUGCUUAUUUAUUGAGCACCAUUUUACAUUUUGUUCUGAAUUUUUUCAAGUUUUAUCCAUAGGUUAACGAAAAAACUUGUUCCUUUUGGAAGAAGCGUCUAUACCACUAUUACUUUAACAAAAUUUCUACCACAAGUAAGCUCGCAGAAUGGAUUCAAUUCAGGUCGGCUUAUAAACUCAACCGGCAGCUACGUACA
Nymphaea colorata (pocket water lily) is the source of this 2079-nucleotide messenger RNA. Its product is annotated as 7-deoxyloganetic acid glucosyltransferase-like. Gene Ontology annotation, molecular function: UDP-glycosyltransferase activity. NCBI's taxonomy places the organism in Eukaryota, Viridiplantae, Streptophyta, Magnoliopsida, Nymphaeales, Nymphaeaceae. Bases 15 to 1619 code for a protein of 534 amino acids. The record is from RefSeq and is a predicted model, not a curated record. The transcript is spliced from 3 exons.